GUCCGCAUCCAUCCCUCGCACUCCAGAAACCCAAAUCAAAAUUUCAGCUCCUGCAAAAUCUCUCUCUCUCUCUGGUGCAGAGGGGAUCAGCUAUGGCGAGCGAGCAGGAGCCUGCAAAGGUGCUGCUACCGUAUCUCCAGCGAGCCGAUGAGUUGCAGAAGCACGAACCUCUCGUCGCUUAUUACUGUAGGCUGUAUGCGAUGGAUCGAGGUCUGAGGAUUCCGCAGACCGGGCGAACGAAAACCACCAACGCCCUCCUCAAUUCCCUCAUCAAGCAGCUCGAAAAGGACAAAAAAUCACUAACUCUGGGGCCCGAAGACAAUUUGUAUCUGGAGGGUUUUGCCUUGAAUGUGUUUGGGAAGGCAGACAAACAAGAUCGUGCUGGGCGCGCUGAUUUGAAUACUGCAAAAACAUUUUAUGCUGCUAGCAUCUUCUUCGAGAUUAUCAGCCAAUUUGGGCCUCUUCAGCCAGAUCUUGAACAAAAACAGAAGUAUGCUGCAUGGAAGGCAGCAGAUAUAAGGAGAGCCUUGAAAGAAGGAAGGAAGCCAGUACCUGGGCCGCCCUCUGGUGAUGAAGAUCUCUCUAUACCAUCAAGUAUACCAAGUGGUGGAUCAUAUGACCUUGGGCCUAGCGAAUCUGCUUUCUCCAAUGCUGGACCAGAAGCUGAUUCAUCACCUCAGAUCCAUGAUAAAUUGGACCACCAACAUCAUCACUCUGCAGGCAUUCCUCCAUCUUCCAGUUCUUAUUCAUCUGCCAAUUAUCCAUCUCAUGACUUUCGGCCGCCUUCUCCUCCAAUCACAAAAGCUGCGAGUUCUACUUACUCAUCAUACCAUCCUCCAAACUAUCCGCAAGAAUCCUCGCACCAUCCAAACUAUCCGCAAGAAUCCUCGCACCAUCCUCCAAACUAUCCUCAAGAAUCCUCGCACCCUCCCCCAAACUAUGCUCAAGAAUCCUCACAUCCGUCUCCAAAUCGCCCUUCAGAUGUGAAACAGCAUUUAUCGCAUAGUUAUCCCUCAGAACAACUGCCACAGAUGCCACAUAAUUAUCCUUCAGAACCACAGCAGCAUAUUCCACAUACUUACGUAUCAGAAUCGCAACAGCACUUACCAAUUAAUUAUCCUUCUCAGGAGACCCCUAUCUACUCAUAUCCCCAAUUCCAAUCCUAUCCGAGUUUCACGGAAAGUAACCUCUCAUCGGUCCCAUCUCAAUAUUCUUCGUACUACCAAGGCCAUGAUGCGUCCUUCCCUCCGCAGUCAGAUCAUCAAACCUCAAAAAAUUAUGCUUCAACUGCUCAGUAUGGGGAUGGCAACCGAAAUGGGACUGCUCCAGAAGCUCCUCCUGCAGAAGCAUACAAAUACGACAGUAACUACCAGCCGCCACCUGAAAAAAUCGCCGAGGCACACAAAGCUGCUCGGUUUGCUGUUGGGGCAUUGGCAUUUGAUGAUGUUUUCGUUGCAGUGGACUACUUGCGAAAAUCUCUUGAACUGCUGACAAAUCCGUCAGCAGGUCAGUAAAAAAUUUAAUUGCUCGCGCUACGGUCUGCAUCCUGGAGGGGCUUUGAUUCGCGAAGGAAUGAGUAGUUAAAGGGUUAUAAUUUUGGUUCGGCGUGAGAAUAUGGGGACAUUAUGUGUAUCUAUAUUGCUGGCUGCCGUCUGAUUUCAUGCACCAAGUACGAAGGAUGCGGAAUACCAAAGGGCUUUGCGAGUUUUCACAUGGCUGUUCAUAUGGGUUUUUUUUUAUGUACUCUUUUUUUGUGGGUUGCAGACGGUAAAGCCAUUAUUCAUUUGUUUUGGCAGUUAUUAAAGCCAUGUGAGGCUGGUCUUGGGUCCCUUUUCCCCCAAAUAUAAGUAUCCCAGGGUUCAAUGGAGGUCGCUCUUUUUC
This is a messenger RNA of Syzygium oleosum, 1881 nucleotides long. RefSeq names its product protein HOMOLOG OF MAMMALIAN LYST-INTERACTING PROTEIN 5. Gene Ontology annotation, cellular component: multivesicular body. Gene Ontology annotation, biological process: late endosome to vacuole transport via multivesicular body sorting pathway. The record is from RefSeq and is a predicted model, not a curated record. Lineage: Eukaryota; Viridiplantae; Streptophyta; Magnoliopsida; Myrtales; Myrtaceae.